AUGAGUUUAUCUACAAAAUCUGAAGAUAAUGGUGUUCAAACAAGAACAACAACUGAGCCAGAGCCACCUUUGAUUCACGGAGUGGGUUCAAGAACCAGAGUUCGAUUUCAGCUACCUGGUGAGAAACAGCUCAUGGAAGAAUCUGAUCAGCUUUUGCAAGGAUUGGUUCCAUGGUUUCAGCCUGUUGGAAGUUGGAUUUCACUGAAGAUUUUUAAGAAAAAAAGGAUUUUGCAGUGUUACAUGGUGGGAAUUAAGCUAUAUUGGAGAGGCAAUGCUAAUAGAGGGCCAACCGAAUGGGGUAACACCUUGAUUCAAUCAAAACUUGUCCCAGUCGUCUAUGGGAUCUUAGUCGUAACUACCUCAAUGGAACUUUACCUCCCCCAAUGGGCUACUAUGCGUUUGGUUGACCUCUCUCUCAUGGUAAACAAAUUAUCCAGCCCAUUUCCAAGAGUUCUCAGCAGAAUAACUACCCUUGAGCAUGGAAGGAAAUCGCUUUUCAGGAUCCAUACCCCAAGAGAUUGUCAACAUGAAAAUUGUGUAGAAACUUUUCCUUUAACUGCUGUUACAUCAAUCAUCGAUGGCUUAAAGAAGCUCUACAUCCAGAAGCUGAAACCUUUAGAAGUCACAUAUUGGGGACCAGAUUGUGACCGCCCGAAUCCCAUAUUUUUCUACCCUAUUAUAUCCCAGUUGCACGAUGCAAAAUGGCUGGUUUCACUGGAGUGA
Lactuca saligna is the source of this 723-nucleotide messenger RNA. The record is from the annotation of a GenBank genome assembly. Lineage: Eukaryota; Viridiplantae; Streptophyta; Magnoliopsida; Asterales; Asteraceae.